AUGCAGGGCCAAACUGAUCCUGAAUAUGAGAAUGUUGUCAAGGCCAUCUCUGGGGUUGUUUUUCUGGCCACCCCGCAUAGGGGAACCAACCUGGCAGAUAUCCUCAAUCAAUUAUUGCAAUCGACCCGUAUUAGCUCGUCAAAACUUUACAUCUCAGAGCUUUCAGAAAACUCAGUUACAUUACAAAAACUCAAUGAGCAAUUCCGACACGUCGCGUCAAGACUGGAUAUGGUCUCUUUUUACGAGACCCAGCCCACUUCUAUGGGAAUCGAAGGAGCACGAGUGAUGAUACUGGAAAAAGACUCAUCUGUGCUUGGAUACCCGGGCGAAACUUCUAAAGCUUUGAACGCGGACCACCAUGGGGUUUGCAAGUAUGACAGUCCGAAUGAUCCCAACUAUAAGUCUGUGAGAAAUGUUCUGAAAUCGCUCAUGAGGAAGAUAAUAGCAAAGCCCGUGGAAAUUACGAUCUGGGUUCCGACCAAAAACUUGAAAGACACUGGCCUAAAAACCAUCUUGGCCAUUCGGGAAUUUCCAGACGUGCACUUCAUAUUUUUCCAGGAUCAGUGGACAGAGGGGCCUAGCCCCUGGUUUGUCCAAGAGAAAGCCUAUUCUGAGUGGCUCAAUCCCCAAAAGUCAAUGCCAUAUCUUCUCUGGGUGAACGGAGGCGCAGCAACUGGGAAGUCUGUUCUAUCUUCCUUCGUCAUCAACCAACUGGCCGAGCAGGAGAUCAACUGCCAGUAUUUCUUUAUACAGUUCUCAGAUCGCAAGAAGCGCAGCCUGUUGCUCCGUUUGAUUGCGUAUCAAAUUGGGCAACAAAUGCCUGAUUACCGUUUCAAAAUUGCCGAGCUUGUUGAUGAAGGAACUGAUCUUGAGACAGCAGACCCAAAAACCAUUUGGGAAAGUCCUUCCAAAUCCAGACUUUUCAAAAUGGAGCAAAAUAGCCCGCUAUAUUGGAUCAUAGAUGGUCUGGAUGAGGCUAGUGAUGCUCGAGCCACCAUAAAACUUUUCUCAGAAAUCGGACUAUCGAAUGCACCCAUCCGAAUUCUUCUUUUCAGUCGCCCAACCUUGGAAAUUUCUCGGGGACUCGGAAAGGACCCAUUAUCCGUGCGGCAAGGCAACAUCAGUGUUGAGGGGCACAUGGAGGAUUUAUAUACUCAUAUCCGACAGGAACUCAGUAUGUCUGGAAAUUCAGAGUUCAAGGACAGUAUUGUGCAGCGCAUAGUCGAGGGGUCGCGAAAUAAAUUUCUCUGGGUACGAUUGGCGGUAGAGAAGUUGAAUGCGUGUUAUACACUUGGUGACGUUGAGCAUAUUUUACAAGAGUUACCAUCUGAGUUGACCCAAAUAUUGCAUGAUGACCGUUCUGGUAUGCUUGAUCUUCAGCAAUCAAUCACGGAUUUGUGUGGUGGAUUUAUUGUUGUUGGCAAAAGCGGCAAUGUGACCAUGAUUCACCACUCUGCGCGUGAGUAUCUGCUCAGCGAUCAGGAUCGUCCAUUUUCAAUAAACCAGGCUGUAGCUCACGGAAAAUUGUUUCUGAGUUGCAUGCGUUGUCUGAUGGCCAUUGGCCUUCGAGCCAAGCUCAGCUGGAAUGAUAAGCCCGAGUUCCUCGACUACAGCGCUAUGUGGUGGUCUUCUCAUCUUCCACAGAUAUCUCUAAUUAGGGAGUCGACAUUCAACAUUCUGAAGAAAUUUUUAACGGGUCAUUACGUUCUCACCUGGAUGGAUGCUCUUGUCGUAACCAAGCAGCUGCGAGUCCUUAUUCGGGCCUCAAAAACCCUCUCAAAGUGUUCUAUCCCAUGGAAUAGCGCUCUUCCCUCAACUUCAAGUGAUAUCUCCCAUAUAGAAGAGCGACAGUUGUUAGAAGCCCGGGCCACAGACUUUAUGAAGAUUCUUGGGAGAUUCGGCACCAUUCUACAACGAAACCCUGAAGCGAUUUACAAAGCAAUCCCUCCUUUCUGUCCCCGAAAUUCUGCUAUUUAUCAACAGUUUGGGAAGUCGGAAGUCAAAAGAAAAAACCUUGAAAUUAUGGGUAUUCAGAUGCUGGACUGGGAUGACUUGGUUGCGCGGCUUUCAUUUGGCACAUAUGCGGCUUCAAUCUCCUCUGCAGGAACUCAUAUCGGCGUCUUGGUCUGGGAUUCUUCAACUGGGAAGUGCAAGGCUUCGAUUGAAAAUCUCAAGUCUCGGCCCAAACAACUUGCUGUUCUAUUCACAAAUAAUGAUCAGUCACUCUUGGUAGCAGCAAGUGAUUGCCAAGUCAGAUCGUUUAACAUACACGAACCAUCCCCCACUUGGCGGCUGGUGGCAGAUCUUGAAGACCCCGGAAACGAAGGAGACUUCCUGAAAUCAUCAAGCUACAUGGCAAUGAACGAGGAGGGAACUUUGACCGCUGUGGCCUAUCUGGGACAGCCUCUUUCGGCAUGGGAGGUGGAUGGACCUGUCCAUAUCAACCACUGUUGCCGAGUACGCGAACACACUGGCAGAAGUGAGGUUAUUGAAGCAGUGUGGCAUCCACACUCCCCUGACCUUUUGGGUCUCUAUAACGAAGGAGUGGUAUUUAAAUGGAAUCCCUACGAGGGGAGUGCUGGAGAAGUUGUGACUGGCGCUUCCCAGUUGGCUAUUAGCAAAGAUGGAAGCCUUUUCGCUACGGGCGACGGAUAUGGAACCAUGAAGGUGUAUACCACCUCAGAUUUUCGUCUUCUCUAUCAGCUAGCUUCUCAAGAUCCCCCCCAGUCUCCACCGAAUCUAUGA
Penicillium malachiteum is the source of this 2745-nucleotide messenger RNA. Its product is annotated as WD40 repeat domain-containing protein. The coding region runs from base 1 to 2745 and encodes 914 amino acids. The transcript has 5 exons. The record is from RefSeq and is a predicted model, not a curated record. Gene Ontology annotation, molecular function: protein binding. NCBI's taxonomy places the organism in Eukaryota, Fungi, Ascomycota, Eurotiomycetes, Eurotiales, Aspergillaceae.